Caenorhabditis sp. 36 PRJEB53466 is the source of this 1097-nucleotide messenger RNA. The record is from the annotation of a GenBank genome assembly. Lineage: Eukaryota; Metazoa; Nematoda; Chromadorea; Rhabditida; Rhabditidae.
AUGUCGAUUUCAACGAUUCGCCGUCAAGUCAAAAAUGUGGCGUACAACUUUUCGGGCGCGUAGGUCAAAGUUCGUGAGGCGACAAGCAACGAUCCGUGGGGACCGUUUUUUAUUGAUUAUUGAUUUUGAAACGGGAUCUGUGAAAAGUGUGAGAGAGCUGACUCAUGUUGUUGAAAUCGACACAUCGAGAAGCAUACAUUUGCAAAAGAUAGUACAAACAAAUUUUACGUUGCAGGUCGCUCAGUAAUGCCGCGAAAACGUGUUCAUCAUCGAAACUCUGAAAGACUUCCAACACGUGGAGGAUAACCGAGACCAGGGCCUGAAUAUUCGCGAGAAGGCGAAGCAAAUCACUUCGCUGCUAUCCGAUGACGAACGUCUGAAGAACGAACGCACGCGCUUCAUCCUGACAAGAAACAAAUUCAAACAGAACAACCCGGUCGCUGUUGGAGCUGAAAGUCGACGCAGUCGUCAGCACCACGGGGACGCAUCCCUGGGUAGUUGAUCAGUUCGGCAUCUCGGUCAAAAACAAUGAAACCCUUACAGAUGCGGAAUACGAAGACCCGCGACCGAGGCCGCACAGUCCUCCUCAACUCGGAUCCAUUUGAGGCCUGGGACACCCCUGCUCAGACGAGCGCUAUUGCCCCGAAUGGAACUUCCAUGUCCCUUCUUGGCGGAGACGUGAGCAAAUAAGUUUAGCCUUGCUAUAUGAGUGUUCUUUUCCAGUUGCUGGCACCUGACAACUCUUUGUCUACUGACUUGGGCUUGUUGAACGGAACCAGAAAGACUCCGGAAAAUUUUUUGGGCGAGAACUCUAAUUUUGUGAACUUGGAUAAUUUGCUGGGAGGAUCAACUACUAGCCAGACAGGUAUAAUAAUAAUAAUAAUAAAUACCUCUUCAAGUGUUCAUAAAUUUCACGUUUAGGUGGCAAUCCAUUCCUGACUGGAGCCACUCCGGCCCUCAAUCCGUUUGCUGCUCAACAGAGAAAGUCGCCGACCUUGAACGAGAUGAGGGCAGCUCAGGGCCAAGCUCCUCCGAUUUCAAAGAUGGCGCCGCGCGGAACUCUUCCACAAACAAACCCAUUUGCCAAUCCCUUCUAA